AUGGCCAGUGAUGUCCUUUGUAAUAGGCAGAACCACAACCUGGAAAUGGGUGGCAAGAGGAAGGAUGAGGAAGGAUCAUGCUGCAGCAGAGGGCUACUUUGGGAGAACUUGUGUUCUCAACAGAUGUUGAUUGAUGAAUUAAGGAUGAUGCUAAAUUCAAAGUUACUUUCACAGUGCCAUGAAUUUCCAGGAAAUAAUGAGCUUUGCCAUAUCUUUUUAGUCACAGAUUUUGCAGAAAAGGAGAAGUCUACAGCAAAGGCCCUGGAAGACGUAAAGGCAAACUUUUAUUGUGAAUUAUGUGACAAGCAGUAUCACAAACACCAGGAGUUUGACAAUCAUAUUAAUUCUUAUGAUCAUGCUCAUAAGCAGAGAUUGAAAGAAUUAAAGCAACGGGAAUUUGCUCGAAAUGUAGCUUCCAAGUCAUGGAAAGAUGAGAAGAAACAAGAAAAAGCACUUAAGCGACUUCAUCAGCUGGCUGAGUUAAGGCAGCAAUCUGAAUGUGUUUCUGGAAAUGGACCAGCAUACAAAGCCCCCAGAGUAACCACAGAAAAGCAACUCCAGCAAGAAAUGUUCCCAGUUAAGAAUGGCAGAAAGGUAUCUUGCAUGAAGAGCUCUCUUCUCCUUAAAGGAAAAAAUCUCCCCAGAAGCAUUUCUGAUAAACUGCGGUCCACCCUGCCAAAUCGACACCAGUUGCAAACAGACGGACGUUAUUUAUUUGGAAAUCGGAUAGCACAAACAUCUUCAGAUCUUGGCAAUGCAAAUCACAGGACAGGAGUAUCAUUUUCUUUUUCCAAAAAAGUGCAUCUAAAAUUAGAAUCUUCAGCAUCGGUUUUCAGUGAGAACACAGAAGAAAACCAUGAUUGUAACAAGUCACCCCUUUAUAAGACCAAAAAAACUGCAGAGAAAUGCAAGUGCUGCAGGUUUGCAAAUGAGGAUACACACCUUACUAAGGAAAAGGAUGUAAACAUCUCACCAAGCCAUCUGGAAAGGGUUUUACAUAAUACUUUCUCCAUAAGCUCUAAAAUUUUGCAAGACAAAAAUGACUCUAUUGAUGGAACACUAGAAGAUUCAAUUGGCAUUCAUGCUUCAUUAUCUAAAUCUAACAUUCAUCUUUCAGAUGUGGAUUUUACGCCUUCCAGCAGAGAAAAAGAAACUAGAAACAUGUUGAAGAACACUUCAGAAAACCACAUUAAUCACCCAAGCCAAGCAAAUGCUUCAUUCAGCCCACCAACCAUUUCCAAACACAGGGAUGCCAGAAUAUUUGAAUGCCUGGAUGAGUUUUCAUCGCCAGAGCCGAGUGAACAAAAGAGUACAAUGUAUCUGAAUCCAAAUUCCAGAGUGGAGAACAGAGAAAGAUCUUUAAGUAAAACAGAAAGAGUUAGCAAAAAUGUGCAAAGACUUGUAAGAGAAGUGACAUCCAAACCAUUGCCUUUUCUCCACGUACAAAGCAAGGAUGGCCACACCACUCUUCAAUGGCCUACGGAACUUCUGCUCUUUACAAAAACAGAGCCUUGUAUCUCUUACGGCUGCAACCCAUUAUAUUUUGAUUUUAAGCUUUCUCGGAACACAAAUUAUGGCCCUAAUGCCCAGGAAUUAAAAACAGAAUUGGGUGAGGAACCCUUGGAAAUGAAGAAUAAAAUAGAGAGCCAAGUCUCAGGUUUAAUAAAGGACCAACAAAAAAUAAUCCAAGAAGAUGAUCAGUCUCUGAAACCAAAGAUGAUGAUAGCUAAUCCGGAUUGGGAAAAUUUCCAGAGAAAAUAUAAUUUGGGCUAUCAUGAUUCUGAGCCAAAUAAGAGUGAACAUAAUUUUAGUGAAAAGGAUUUGAAAGUGAAAACUCCCGAAGUGCCUGCUUACCUCGAUAAGUCUGUAAAGGAUUGUGUAGGAAAAAAUAACAAUAGCGAUAAUGAGUGUAAGGAACCUGCCAGGGCCUAUUUGCAAAGCUGCCGGAGAGUAGUUCUAAAUGAUGCAAAUGAGGGCCUGUCUUUUCCUCCCUACAUCUCUAGGACUAAAAAGCAUAAACUGAUCCCCUGUGAUCCUUAUUCAAAUGAGUCUGAAGAUGAAAGCCAAUUCACCUGUCAUUCUCCUCCUUCUACAGUAGGGGACCACAGUGACCACGGGAAGGACUUCGGUGUAAUUUUGAAUAGUAACCACAUCGGCAGAGUCAGCCACGGUUCUGGGUGCGGAAACCAAAGCCACAAGAGAUGCUCUCUAAAAUCGUCUCUGCAUGGAUGUUCUAGCCCUUCAGACACAUCCCCUAGCAGCAGGUCCAGCUUGAGAAGUACUUGUUUGCGUCAUAGGUUCAAUGAUAAUGGCAGAGGUAAUCUGCUCUACUUUUGUAAAAGAGAACACUACUCCAUUGAAAGGCACAAAUGGAAACGCAGAAAGCACAACUGCCUCUACUUGUCUGAUGAGAUAACAAAGAGCAACCGACUACAGCCUGAAACACAGAGAGAUAGGAACUGCAAAUUGUGGAAAUCACUUAAAAAUGAGAAAUACUCCAAACAUAGAUAUUGUCCCUGCAGAGAGAGACAUAAACUAGGCAAAAAUCAACAACAAUUUUCAGGGACAAAAUCUACUAGAAUCAUCCAUUGUGAUUCUGGUUCUAGUUCACAGGUUUCCUAUGACAGUGGCAGUGAAAAAUCCCCUACUUGCCAUGGACCUCAGCACAGCAGAUUAGGCUCUUACUCAAGAGAGAGAAUUUAUUACUUAAAUAAAAUCAAGAGAAAUCAAGAGUCUUUGGACAGCUCUCACAUUUGUGAUCUGGGAACAGUCAAGCCCUUACAGUGUAACUCUGAGAAUAUCAACUGCCUUCCAAGGAACUGUUCCAGUGUCGCUUCAGAAACCACACAGUUGAACAUCACAGAAGGCGCGAAGACCCCUCAGACAGCCAAAAGCCUUUUAGAAAGAGUACAAGCCAAGAAGUGUCGGGAACAAUCAACUAAUUUUGAGGUCUCUUCAAACAGCUGUAAAAAUGAAUUAGAGGCUCAUUCACAAAGCCAGUGCACAGUUCAACCUGUAUCACCGGGCUGUAACAGACCAGCAUUGCUUUUGUCUGAAAAAAUACAGUACACAACUAAAAGAAGAAACGAUAAAGGCAGUGUCAUUCUAAGGACUACCGAGAAAGACGAAAUCAAAAGUUCACAGACAAAUAAUAUUACCGUGUUAGCAGACACUGAUUGUGAUAACCAUCUUUCUAAAGGUAUAAUCCACAUAGUAACAGAGUCUCAGUCACUAAACAUAAAAAAGAAUCCAACAACAAAAGAACAAUCAAAACCUUUAAUUAGUGAAGCCAAAUCUUUUAUUCAA
Propithecus coquereli (Coquerel's sifaka) is the source of this 3306-nucleotide messenger RNA. It is a transcript of the gene ZNF804B, whose product is annotated as zinc finger protein 804B. Lineage: Eukaryota; Metazoa; Chordata; Mammalia; Primates; Indriidae. The annotation marks the transcript as partial. The transcript has 4 exons. The record is from RefSeq and is a predicted model, not a curated record. Gene Ontology annotation, cellular component: nucleus.